This is a messenger RNA of Daphnia pulicaria, 2311 nucleotides long. RefSeq names its product forkhead box protein K2-like (gene FoxK). Gene Ontology annotation, biological process: regulation of transcription by RNA polymerase II. Bases 208 to 1983 code for a protein of 591 amino acids. Lineage: Eukaryota; Metazoa; Arthropoda; Branchiopoda; Diplostraca; Daphniidae. Gene Ontology annotation, molecular function: DNA-binding transcription factor activity, RNA polymerase II-specific; RNA polymerase II cis-regulatory region sequence-specific DNA binding; protein binding. The transcript is spliced from 8 exons. The record is from RefSeq and is a predicted model, not a curated record.
CGUACUUGCACUUCCGUGCGUUUUGUCAAACAAUUCUCUUAUUAUUAGUCGACAUUUUAGGUCACAGCUUAUUUUCCUGGGAGCCCUUGUUUUUCUCGUCGCUGCUUAACACAAGAAGCAAUACAUAGUAUUACUGUAUUGGUGGUCGCUUAAGUUGUUUGUGACGCGUGUAUUUUUGUACACACGCGUACACACAAGAUCUCGGUGAUGGCGUCUCAUGACCACGUUGCGUCCCACAUCACUGAAAGAGAUAGAGAUAGAGAAAGUGAAGCGUAUGCUUUAUUGUCCCUUAAAACGGCCCCAACAAGUCCUGGUGCAGCUCAUCAUUGGAACCAUGGAGGUGAAGCACGAGGCCCAGUGGUGAUUGCUAGGAUUGAAGGCAGAGAGUUUGAAUUUUUAGUUCGGCAAAAACGAUUAGUGAUUGGUCGGAAUUCAUCUAGAGGACAAGUAGAUGUUAACAUGGGUCACUCAUCAUUCAUAUCAAGACGCCAUUUGGAAGUUUACUUUGAACACCCGUUCUUUUACAUGAUUUGUAAUGGGAAAAAUGGUGUAUUUGUUGAUGGUGUGUUCCAAAGAAAAGGCGCUGCUCCUCUGCAGCUUCCCAAAAUGUGUGUGUUUCGUUUCCCUAGCACAAACAUAAGAUUGAUGUUUCAAUCCCUUGUUGAUGAAUCAGGACCACCACCUAAUCUUGGUAAUCAAACUGCAUCUAACAUGAACUUGUCAGCUGUGUCAGCACCUACAACACAACUUGCUCCUCCAUCUCCAUUGAAGAGAAGGGCACCUUCAACUCAACAGCAGCCUCAUUUAGCUCCAUUAAGGAUCAAUAUACCCAUAGGAGAGGAAGAGGCAGAAGCCUCCAGUCCUCUUCCAUCACCAACAGGAACUAUAAGUGCUGCCAAUUCAUGCCCGGUUAGCCCCCGCGAAGGAAGUCAUGGAUUAGGACGUAGCCAUUUUGGCGGGUUUUCUCACUUCCAUCACGAGUUAAAUCCUUCCUCAUCACACGGCCAUGGAUCAGCUGCCGGUUACAGUACAGGUUCAGGUCAAGACCUAACACAAGAUCACAGCCCUGGAGCCGAAGGCGGAAAUGAUACAAAAGAUGAUAGCAAACCUCCUUACUCUUAUGCUCAGCUAAUUGUGCAAGCUAUUUGCACGGCUCCCGACAAGCAACUGACGCUGAGUGGAAUUUAUUCGUAUAUCACGAAGAACUAUCCCUAUUAUCGUACUGCUGACAAAGGAUGGCAGAAUUCCAUCCGCCACAAUCUGUCGCUGAAUCGUUACUUUUUGAAAGUGCCCCGUAGUCAAGAAGAACCAGGCAAAGGUUCUUUUUGGAGAAUAGACCCUACUAGUGAAUCAAAGUUGGUUGAACAAGCCUUCCGUCGUCGAAGGCAACGAGGAGUACCUUGUUUUAGAACACCCUACGCAAGAAGCGCACCAGCUUCUCCUACACAUGGCGGGAUGCCGAACAUGUCUGUUUCUGGCCUGGCCACACCUGAUUGUCUGUCUCGAGAGGGAUCUCCCGGACCAAUGUCCGAGCCAUACGGUGAUGUUGUGAAUAGCCAGGGUGUGGCGCAGCACCUAGAAAUCAAGAGUAGUAGUCGACCAUCUUCACCCUUUUCUCUGCAUCAAGGAAGUGGCGUAGUUGUACAAUCGAACCAUCCAACUCACGUGGUAGUGCUGCAGCCUACUCAACUAGCGCACGGACCGACGGCUAAUGGCGGAUCAGAAAACAAUUACCUGGGCGGAACACAGGCCUCAGUCAUCGUGCCCUUUGUUACCACAUAUUCGUCAUUUGUAAGUGCCAGCAAUUCCAACGGUGGUAACGAGUCGUUAGCCAGCCUGCAGCCCAGUAGUAUUAAACGAACCUACCCUCCUGCAUCGUCAAGUCCGGCACCGGUGAAUGCUGGGCUCGGUAAUACUGGACCUUGUUUUGAUGGCAACGAGAAGAAAAUUAAACUUGAUACGGAAGAAGAAAGCGAAAAGUAGACCAACGAGCCUUUUGUAUCAUACGUCAAUAUGAUGUAACGAAAAGGUUUAAACAGAAGUGAACUGUUGGCGACAUUUCCCGUAAUUCAAUUAAUUGAUGCAUCAUGACUGAGAAAGACAAUGUAACUUUCUUGCUAUUCGCAUCAUUUUUUUUUCUUGAAGUGCUGAACAAUACUUCACUUCAUUUUUCCUUGAUUCUUCAUCGUAGUAAACUAUAAAAAGUUCAGCUCCGAUAUAAAGGACUUGUGUCUUUGUAAUCGUCAAUUUAAAGCAGUGUAGUCUACUCGUUUCGCCUGAACUUCCCCUUAAUAUACUUGCGAUAUAUUUA